UCCGAAAAUAUAUAUAUAGAAGAAGAUACAAAUACAUGUGAAAGUUUGAAACAAUCUAUUCAAUGAAAAAAUAUACCGUAUACUUAUUAUGUUUUAAAAAUUGAUAGACACAUAUAUAUUAUAAUAUACACCAAUUUAGAAUUGAAAAUAAAAUGUUUAUAUAAAAAUAAAUGAAAACAAAAAUCCGCGCGGUUGCGUGGAUCGAGAUCUAGUCUUAUCUUAAAAUUGGUUCAAGUCACCAUGGUUCGUUACUUUCUUCGUAUAGUUUUUACAUAAGCGCCACCUAAAGAUAAUAACAAUUUAAAUAGAAUAAAAUUUACGUAUAUUUAUAUAUUUCAACAGAAUUUACAUAAAUACAUAUAUUUCUACUCAAAUAUACAUAUAUUGUAAGCUAUAUUAAGUUAUACUCUUACUUAUAAAAAAUAAAAUAGCAGUUAAAUUAAAUAAAUCAUAAUGAUAUAAUUUAGUAAAUUUAUUUUAAUAGACUAAAAAUUCAGAAAACAAUUUUUUAUAAGGAAUGAUAUUUUUGGGUAACAGUCUUCAUAUUUUGUCAUAUAUGAAAUAUAUAGAUAGUUAAUGAUUAGUGUGUCAAAAGUUCCCUUUUUGAAAACAAUAUACAGCUCAUUCUUAUGUGUCUACCAAAAUAAUAUGAAAAUACAUAUCAUUUCUUUUGUGUUAGGACAUAUGUCUUAAAUAGCAGUUAAAUUAAAUAAAUCAUAAUGAUAUAAUUUAGUAAAUUUAUUUUAAUAGACUAAAAAAUCAGAAAACAAAUUUUUAUAUGGAAUGAUAUUUUUGGGUAACAAUCUUCAUAUUUUGUUAUAUAUGAAAUAUAUAGAUAGUUAAUGAGUAGUGUAUCAGAAGUUCCCUUUUUGAAAACAAUAUACAGCUCAUUCUUAUGUGUCUACUAAAACAAUAUGAAAAUACAUAUCAUUUCUUUUGUGUUAGGACAUAUGUCUUUCCAAAUAAAUCAAAAUUAUACAUGAUGUCAGCUUGCAUAUUUUUUGUGUGCGUUAAUUGUGAAUUCAGUGUUGAAAAUAUCAUAUUAAAAAUUGGUCACAUAUAGAUAUACAUAUGUAUGUGUGUGUGUGGUAUAUAUGCAGGCAUGAGUCUUAUGAUAAUCCAGCAAACUACCUGAAUAUCUCCAUCAGUAGCAUCCAACCAUUAGAAAGCAGUCAGGUAACUUAUGAUAGUUACAAGUGUUUCAUUGUAGUUCGGUAUUCUGGAUCCAUUGUUUCAUCCAUUUUUAAGUUGAGCAAUCUUUUUCAGAUUAAUUCUUCAAAGCACACCCUCUCUCUCUCUCUCUCUUUAGCCAUGAAUGUAUUGGGCUUACCCUGCUGUGUAAAUCAGAGGCCGACAUUUCGACCAAAGAAGAGGAAGCAUCAUCCAUCAGGGACCAAUGUCAGUGGACUGAGUAUUAGUGAUCAUGUGGUUGAAAAACCAUUCACAGCGACUCUCGUGAGUUACAACCUCAGAGAAGCCGUGAAACUACCUUAUGGUGAAGACAUUAACCAGUGGUUGGCCAUUCACACCAUAGAUUUCUACAACCAAGUAAACGUUUUGUACGCUACUCUCAAAGAGUUCUGCACAACCACCACUUGCCCUAUCAUGAAUGCUGGAUCCUUAUAUGAGUAUAGAUGGGCAGAUGGGAUCGCUAUUAAGAAGCCAAUAACGGUUUCUGCUCCUGAAUACGUUGGGUAUCUCAUGAACUGGAUUGUAACUCAAAUCGAUAAUGAAACCAUCUUUCCGCAAACACCUGAAGCAACAUUCCCACCGAAUUUUAAGGACUUCGUGAAGGUAAUUUUGAAGAGGCUGUUUAGGGUUUAUGCACACAUCUAUCAUUGUCACUUUCAGAAUGUUGUGAAUCUCAAGGAAGAAGCUCAUCUCAACACUUGCUUCGAACAUCUUGUUCUCUUCACAUCUGAGUAUCAGUUGAUUGAUGAAGCAGAGAUGGAGCCUCUUAAAGAGCUCGUGGGAGAGGUUCUGAAACCAUAGAAAAAAGCUAUGGUUUCAAGGUGGAAAAUAAGGAUUGUGAGAUAUAUACCA
This is a messenger RNA of Brassica napus (rape), 2043 nucleotides long. RefSeq names its product MOB kinase activator-like 1B. Gene Ontology annotation, biological process: signal transduction; positive regulation of protein phosphorylation. NCBI's taxonomy places the organism in Eukaryota, Viridiplantae, Streptophyta, Magnoliopsida, Brassicales, Brassicaceae. The record is from RefSeq and is a predicted model, not a curated record. The transcript has 6 exons. Gene Ontology annotation, cellular component: cytoplasm; nucleus. The coding region runs from base 1072 to 1992 and encodes 306 amino acids. Gene Ontology annotation, molecular function: protein kinase activator activity.